GACAGCGGGCUGCUCGACGGCAAGGCGCUCCGAUUGUGACAAGGGAUCACUGGCCGGACCAAUGGGAUCAGGGAAGCUGGCCCAGGUGCUGCUCGGAUGGGUGGCGGUGUGUCUUGCACCAGUCCAGGUGGCGUACGGUCAGACUGCGAAUGGGAAUGCGCCGCUCCAGGCUAGCCGUUUCACGGCCACCCCGGACCAGAGAGAGGCGCAGCGGGUUCGGCGCCGUGGCCAGGAGACACUGAGAGGACCCAAUGUGUGUGGCUCUCGCUUCCAUUCGUACUGCUGCCCCGGCUGGAAGACUCUGCCAGGCGGGAACCAGUGUAUUGUCCCAAUAUGCAGGAACUCCUGUGGUGAUGGCUUCUGUUCCAGACCCAACAUGUGCACCUGUUCAAACGGGCAGCUGUCUUCCAGCUGUGGAGCAGGAGGAGGAAUUCAGUCGUGUAAUGUCAGGUGCAUGAAUGGAGGCAGUUGUGCUGAGGACUCUUGUACCUGCCCGAAAGGCUUCACGGGCAACCACUGUGGACAACCUGUGUGUGAGAAUGGCUGCCAGAAUGGUGGACGCUGCAUCGGCCCCAACAGAUGCGCCUGUGUGUACGGCUUCACCGGCCCUCAGUGCGAGAGAGACUACAGGACUGGGCCGUGUUUCACGCAGGUGAACAACCAGAUGUGUCAGGGUCAGCUCAGUGGAAUCGUGUGCACCAAGACACUAUGCUGUGCCACCAUUGGCCGAGCGUGGGGACACCCCUGCGAACAGUGCCCCGCCCAGCCGCACCCGUGCAGACGAGGCUUCAUCCCUAACAUCCGGACCGGAGCAUGCCAAGAUGUGGACGAGUGUCAAGCAGUACCAGGUCUUUGUGCUGGAGGUAACUGCAUCAACACUGUGGGAUCUUACGAGUGUAAAUGUCCCGCUGGCCACCGUCAGAGCGAAACUAGCCAUAAAUGUGAAGACAUUGAUGAAUGCAGCACCAUCCCUGGCGUGUGUGAUGGUGGCGAGUGCACCAACACGGCUGGUAGUUACGUGUGCACCUGCCCACGUGGUUACAUCUCCAGCACAGACGGCUCCAGAUGUGUGGACCAGCGUGGGGGAACAUGUUUCUCUGCACUGGCUAAUGGUCGCUGUGCUGCUGAGUUGAGUGGCCAGUACACCAAGAUGCAAUGUUGCUGUGACACCGGCCGCUGUUGGGCUUUGGGACAGAUUCCCGAGAUGUGCCCUGUGAGGGGGUCUGAUGAGUUCCGUCGUUUAUGUAUCGUGGGCGUUCCUCAGGGACACGGCCUCCCCAACGGCUACCCCAACGGAUACUUCCCCAACAGCAAUGGCAACUACGGACAGAAGUUUCCCAGUAUUUCCAAUGGGAAUGGGGGCAAUGGCGGAGGCGGUUUUGGAGGCAACGGCGGAGGUUUCGGUGGCAAUGGUGGAAGUUUCGGAGGGAACGGAGGCAACUUUGGCGGCAACGGAGGAAGCUUUGGAGGGAAUGGAGGGGGACUUAUGACCCAUCACCAAAUAGGCACCGUUACUGUGAACGACACCAUUGAUAUCUGCAAGCACUUCACCAAUCUGUGUCUGAAUGGACGCUGCAUUCCCACACCCACAAGCUACCGCUGCGAGUGCAACAUGGGCUACAAGCAGGAUGGACGCGGGGAAUGUAUUGAUGUGGAUGAAUGUCUGAGUAAUCCAUGCAUCAAUGGCGACUGUGUCAACACACCGGGUUCAUAUCACUGCAAGUGUCAUGAGGGCUACCAGGGAACACCCACCAAGCAAGCUUGUAUUGAUAUUGACGAGUGUAUCGUCAAUGGGGUGAUGUGUCGCAAUGGGCGUUGCGUCAACACUGAGGGAAGCUUCCAGUGUAUCUGCAAUGCUGGCUUUGAACUCACACCUGAUGGCAAGAACUGCAUCGAUCAUGAUGAAUGUGCCACCACCAACAUGUGUCUGAAUGGCAUGUGCAUCAAUGAGGACGGCAGCUUUAAGUGCAUCUGCAAGCCUGGCUUUGCCCUUGCACCAAAUGGACGCUACUGCACUGACAUCGAUGAGUGUCUGACACCAGGAAUUUGCAUGAAUGGCCGCUGCAUCAACUCGGAGGGCUCCUUCCGCUGCGAGUGCCCGCCGGGCCUGGCUAUUGAUGUAGAUGGGAGAGUGUGUGUGGACACGCAUAUGAGGACCACCUGCUACGGUGCCAUAAAGAUGGGCACAUGCUCACGGCCCUUCCCAGGUGCGGUGACCAAAUCGGAGUGCUGUUGCGCCAAUCCUGAACAUGGAUUUGGAGAACCCUGCCACCCCUGUCCCUCCCGAAACUCAGCUGAGUUCCAGGCUGUGUGCAGUAGCGGUAUCGGCAUCACUGCCGAUGGCAGAGAUAUCAAUGAGUGCGCCCUGGACCCAGACAUUUGUCAGAACGGCAUUUGUGAGAAUCUGAGAGGAAGUUACCGCUGUAUCUGUAACAUCGGCUAUGAGUCAGACACCAGCGGCAAAAAUUGCGUUGACAUCAAUGAGUGUCUGGUCAACCGCCAGCUUUGUGACAAUGGCCUAUGCAGAAACACUCCUGGCUCGUACACAUGUUCCUGCCCAAAAGGUUUUGUCUUCAAGCCAGACUCAGAGACAUGUGAAGAUAUCAAUGAGUGUGAGUCAAGUCCAUGCGUCAAUGGGGUCUGUCGCAAUGUGAUCGGGUCCUUUAACUGUGAGUGCACCCAUGGGAGUAAGCUGGACUCUACCAACACCAUCUGCGUGGACAGCAUGAAGAGUACUUGUUGGCUGACCAUACAGAACAGCCGCUGUGAGGUGAACAUCAACGGGGCCACGCUCAAGUCUGAGUGCUGCUCUACAUUGGGAGCGGCCUGGGGAAGUCCAUGCGAGCCCUGCGAGAUUGACACGGCCUGUUCACGAGGAUUCGCUCGCAUGAAGGGCCUCGUCUGUGAAGACAUUAACGAGUGUGAGGUAUUCCCUGGAGUGUGUACAAAUGGCCGCUGUGUGAACGCUCAGGGCUCCUUCCGCUGCGAGUGUGCCGAGGGCCUCACUUUGGACAGUACUGGCCGCACGUGCGUGGACAUGCGCAGCGAGCAGUGCUAUAUGAAGUGGCACGAGGACGAGUGUGGCGAGCCUCUGCCUGGGCGGUACCGAGUGGACAUGUGCUGCUGCUCUGUGGGCGCCGCCUGGGGUGUCGACUGUGACGAGUGCCCCAAAGCCAGCACGCCUGAAUACAGGGCCAUCUGUCCAAGGGGACCUGGUUUUGCUAACAGGGACAUCCUGACUGGCAGGCCCUUCUACAAAGAUGUGAACGAGUGUAAGGUCUUCAAUGGUCUGUGUACUUAUGGAACUUGCCGAAACACCAUCGGAAGUUUCAAGUGUCGCUGCAACAGCGGCUUUGCUCUGACGGACGAGGAGAGAAACUGCACAGACAUCGACGAGUGUCGAAUCUCCCCGGAUCUGUGCGGUCACGGUACAUGUGCCAACACUCCUGGCAGCUUUGAGUGUGAAUGCUUUGAAGGCUACGAAAGCGGCUUCAUGAUGAUGAAAAACUGCAUGGACAUCGACGAGUGCGAGCGAAACCCCCUGCUGUGUCGCGGAGGGACCUGUCUCAACACUGAAGGCAGUUACGAGUGUGAAUGUCCCCCGGGACACUCUCUCAGCCCCGAUGGAUCAGCUUGUGAAGAUGUGAAUGAGUGCCAGCUGAGCGACAACUUGUGCAAGAACGGCCAGUGCGUCAACAUGCCAGGAACCUACCAGUGCUCAUGUGACACCGGCUACCAGGCCACACCGGACAGACAGGGCUGCGUUGAUAUUGAUGAGUGCACCAUCAUGAAUGGAGGGUGUGAGACCCACUGCACCAACUCAGAGGGCAGCUAUGAGUGCAGCUGCAGUGAAGGCUACGCUCUCAUGCCUGACCUCAGGACGUGCUCAGACAUUGAUGAGUGCGAGGAGACGCCAGACAUCUGCGACGGAGGCCAGUGUACAAACAUUCCUGGGGAAUAUCGCUGCCUGUGCUAUGACGGUUUUAUGGCUUCUAUGGACAUGAGGACCUGUAUUGAUGUGAACGAAUGUGAUUUGAACCCAAACAUCUGUCUCCACGGCGACUGUGAGAACACCAAAGGCUCUUUCAUCUGUCACUGUCAGCUUGGGUACUUUGUCAAGAAGGGAUCCACUGGAUGCACAGAUAUUGACGAGUGCGAGAUCGGCGCUCACAACUGUGACAUGCACGCCGCAUGCAUCAACGUUCCCGGCAGCUUUAAGUGUCGCUGUCGGGAUGGCUGGGAGGGAGAUGGCAUCAAGUGCGUCGAUCAGGAUGAGUGCGCCGCAGAGGACCACAAUUGCAACCUGAACGCAGACUGUGUCAAUACGCCAGGAUCAUACAGGUGCACGUGCAAAGAGGGCUUCAAUGGGGACGGCUUUUCCUGCUCCGACAUGGACGAGUGUGCGGACAACGUCAACCUGUGUGAAAACGGACAGUGUCUGAAUGCUCCGGGAGGCUACCGCUGCGAGUGUGAGAUGGGCUUCACCCCGACCGAGGACAGCAAGGCCUGUCAAGAUAUCGAUGAGUGUAAUUUCCAGAAUAUCUGCGUGUUUGGAACGUGCCAGAACCUUCCUGGGAUGUUCCGCUGUGUGUGUGAUGAUGGUUAUGAAUUGGACCGUAGCGGAGGAAACUGCACAGACAUCAAUGAGUGCGCCGACCCAGUGAACUGCAUCAACGGGCUGUGUGUGAACACUCCGGGAAGUUACCUGUGCAACUGCCCAGCUGACUUUGAGCUCAACCCCACUGGUGUCGGUUGUGUAGAUACUCGCGUGGGCAACUGCUUCCUCGACAUCCUCGCACGCGGCGAUGGGGGAAUCUCAUGCAGCGCUGAGAUCGGAGUAGGCGUGACCAGAGCUUCGUGUUGCUGUUCGAUCAGAGGAGCCUGGGGCAACCCUUGCGAACUGUGCCCUGCCCCCAACUCUACCGAAUAUCGAACCCUUUGCCCCGGAGGAGAAGGUUUCAGACCCAACCCUAUUACUGUCAUUCUGGAAGAUAUUGAUGAGUGCCAGGAGCUUCCAGGCCUCUGCCAGGGUGGAAACUGUGUCAACACCUUUGGUAGCUUCCAGUGUGAGUGCCCAGCAGGUUAUUACCUCAACGAGGAGACUCGCAUCUGUGAGGACAUAGAUGAAUGCACCACCCACAUUGGGAUCUGUGGACCUGGUACGUGCUACAACACUUUGGGCAACUACACAUGCGUGUGUCCCCCUGAGUACAUGCAGGUCAAUGGAGGAAACAACUGCAUGGACAUGAGGAAAAGCGUGUGUUACCGCAACUUCAACGACACAUGCGAGAACGAGCUGUCCUUCAACAUGACCAAGAAGAUGUGUUGCUGUGCCUACAACGUGGGCAAGGCAUGGAACAAGCCGUGUGAGGCCUGCCCAACUCCCGCUACCUCUGAGUAUCAGUUACUUUGUGGGAACCAGGCCCCUGGCUUUAUCAUUGACAUCCACACUGGCAAGCCAAUUGAUAUUGAUGAGUGCCGGGAGAUUCCUGGUAUCUGUGCCAAUGGCGUGUGCAUCAACCAGAUCGGGAGCUUCCGCUGUGAAUGUCCAAUGGGCUUCAGCUAUAAUAACAUACUGCUCAUUUGUGAAGAUAUUGAUGAGUGUAACAGCGGGGACAAUCUGUGCCAGCGUAACGCCAAGUGUAUCAACAUUCCUGGCAGUUAUCGCUGCGAGUGUUCUCCAGGCUUCAAACUGUCCCCCAGUGGGGCCUGCGUGGACCGCAACGAGUGCCAGGAGAUUCCUAACGUGUGCAGCCAUGGAGAGUGUAUUGACACCCAAGGCAGUUACCGGUGUCUGUGCCAUAAUGGCUUCAAGGCGACUGCAGACCAGACCAUGUGCAUGGACAUUGAUGAGUGCGACAGACAGCCGUGUGGCAACGGUACCUGUAAAAACACUGUAGGGUCCUACAACUGCCUGUGCUUCCCUGGCUUCGAGCUCACCCACAACAAUGACUGCAUGGACAUUGACGAGUGCAGUGCCCUGCAGGGUCAAGUGUGCAGGAAUGGACAGUGUAUCAACGAAUUGGGUUCCUUCCAAUGCCUCUGCAAUGAAGGUUAUGAGAACACACCUGAUGGGAAAAACUGUGUUGAUAUCAACGAGUGCGUGAGUCUGCCUGGUACAUGCUCCCCAGGAACUUGUCAGAAUUUGGAUGGAUCUUUCAGAUGUAUUUGUCCUCCGGGCUAUGAGGUGCAGAAUGACCAGUGCAUUGAUAUUAAUGAGUGUGAGGUGGAACCAAAUCUUUGCCAGUUCGGUACAUGUACCAACACCCCCGGCAGCUUCCAGUGCACCUGCCAACCGGGCUUCGUGCUCUCUGACAACAAGCGCCGUUGUUAUGACACCCGAGAGAGUUUCUGUUUCACCAAAUUCGAGAUAGGAAAGUGUUCUGUCCCAAAAGCUUUCAACACCACCAAGGCCAAGUGCUGCUGCAGCAAGAUGCCUGGGGAGGGCUGGGGGCUUCCUUGCGAGCUGUGCCCCCGAGAGACCGAAGCUGCUUUUAACACUCUGUGUCCCUACGGCCACGGAGCACUGCCCGGACCUGGUGAUGCUCGUGAGGAUAUGAACGAGUGUCUGGAUAACCCGGGUAUCUGCCAGAAUGGUAUUUGCAUCAACACAGAUGGUUCGUUCCGCUGUGAAUGCCCCUUUGGAUACAACCUGGACUACACUGGAGUUAAUUGUGUCGACACGGACGAGUGCUCCAUUGGAAACCCGUGUGGAAAUGGAACCUGCACCAAUGUGGUGGGAGGCUUUGAAUGUUCCUGCCAGGAGGGCUUUGAACCUGGACCCAUGAUGACAUGUGAAGACAUCAACGAGUGCUCAAAAAAUCCUCUGCUGUGCGCCUUCCGCUGUGUGAACACUUUUGGCUCCUAUGAGUGCAUGUGCCCAGCUGGCUACGUGCUGCGAGACGACCAGCGCAUGUGUAGAGACCAAGAUGAGUGCUCCGAGGGUAUGGAUGACUGCGACUCCAAGGGUAUGAUGUGUAAGAACCUGAUCGGGACCUUCAUGUGCAUUUGCCCACCUGGCAUGCAGCGCCGCCCUGAUGGAGAGGGAUGCAUGGACUUGAAUGAGUGCAGAGCCAAGCCUGGCAUUUGUAAGAACGGACGCUGUAUCAACACUGUGGGCAGCUACCGCUGCGAGUGCAAUGAUGGCUUUGAGCCCAGUUCCACUGCAACUGAGUGCAUUGACAACCGUAAGGGAUUCUGUUACAUGGAGGUCCUGCAGACGAUGUGUCAGCAGUCGUCCACCAACAGAAACAGCGUGACCAAGUCCGAGUGCUGCUGCAACACGGGUCGGGGCUGGGGCUCGCAGUGUGAGCUCUGCCCGCUGCCUGGCACCGUCCAGUACAAGAAGAUGUGCCCUCUUGGGCCCGGCUACACCACAGAUGCCAGGGAUAUCAACGAGUGUCAGGUGUUGCCAGAUCUGUGUAGCAACGGUCAGUGCAUCAACACCAUCGGAUCCUUCCGCUGCCACUGUAACGUCGGAUACAAGACCGACUUUACUGCUACCUCAUGUGUCGACAUGGAUGAGUGCUCGCUGUCUCCCAAGCCCUGUAACUUCCUGUGUAAAAACACAGAGGGUAGCUACCUCUGCUCCUGUCCAAGAGGAUACAGCCUGCAGCCUGAUGGAAAGACCUGCAAAGAUCUGGACGAGUGUUCCACCAAGCAACACAACUGCCAGUUCCUUUGUGUCAACACCAUUGGAGGCUUCACUUGCAAGUGUCCUCCCGGCUUCACUCAGCAUCAAACGGCCUGCAUUGACAACAAUGAGUGCAUGGGUCAGAACAGUGUGUGCGGUUCUCAGGCUUCUUGUGUCAACACUCCUGGUAGCUUCAACUGUGAGUGCUCUAAAGGCUUCUCUUUGGACACCACGGGCCUGGAGUGUGAAGAUGUGGACGAGUGUAGCAGUAACCACCGCUGUCAACAUGGCUGUCAGAACAUGAUGGGUGGUUUCCGUUGUGGCUGCCCUCAAGGCUACGUGCAGCACUACCAGUGGAACCAGUGUGUCGAUGAGAACGAGUGCCAGGCAGGUUCAAUGUGCGGCUCGGCUUCCUGCUACAACACGCUGGGCAGCUACAAGUGUGUGUGUCCCUCCGGCUUCGACUUCGAGGCGUCCGCUGGCGGCUGCCAGGAUGUGAACGAGUGCUCCAUGGGAGGCAACCCGUGUAUGUAUGGCUGCUCCAACACGGAUGGAGGAUACCUGUGCGGCUGUCCUGGAGGCUUCUACAGGGCCGGACAGGGUCAUUGUAUAUCAGGCUCAGGCUUCCCAGGCCAAUUAGGUGUAGAAGGCGAGGAGGACGACAGUCUGUCUCCUGAGGCCUGCUACGAGUGUAAGAUCAAUGGAGGAGGAAAGAACGGACGACACAAACGCAACGCAAAUGAAAAUGAGCUUGAUCAUGAGCCGGUGAGUCUGGCCAGUGUGGACACGCAAGCUUCCAUCCCCAUGAACAUUACUCUGGCCUCGCUCCUCAACAAAGAACCUCUGCUGGAGCUGCUGCCUGCCCUGCAGCCGCUGGAGCACCACGUGCGCUACGUCAUCACCCACGGCAACGCCGACGAACACUUCCGACUGCUGGAGCGCCGCGACGGAAAGAGCGUGCUGAGGCUGGGCAAGAGGCCGCCUCCCGCCGGAUCCUACCGGCUCGACAUCGCCAGCCUGCCUCUGUUCGGGCCCCGGAGACGAAACCAACUGGAGGAGCAGCACGACAAGGACUACCUGCAAGGGGAAAUCGGGGACGCCCUGCGCAUCAAGCUCCACAUCCACCUGCACUGAGCGCGCUCACAAGCCCCGCCCCUGGACUGACCCCCUUUAAAGCCUGAACCUUUGAGUUUUAACCCGCCCUUGUAUCCAGCAGAGGGUAACCAAGGGCUAUGAAAGACUGAGUCAAUCAGCCCAACUCUACCACCACUUUGUUACUGUUCAUGUUAUCAUGUGUUCAUGUUUUG
Phycodurus eques (leafy seadragon) is the source of this 8940-nucleotide messenger RNA. RefSeq names its product fibrillin 2b (gene fbn3). The record is from RefSeq and is a predicted model, not a curated record. Gene Ontology annotation, molecular function: calcium ion binding. Lineage: Eukaryota; Metazoa; Chordata; Actinopteri; Syngnathiformes; Syngnathidae.